Cydia strobilella is the source of this 3403-nucleotide messenger RNA. Its product is annotated as HMG box-containing protein 4-like. The transcript is spliced from 6 exons. Bases 35 to 1600 code for a protein of 521 amino acids. The record is from RefSeq and is a predicted model, not a curated record. NCBI's taxonomy places the organism in Eukaryota, Metazoa, Arthropoda, Insecta, Lepidoptera, Tortricidae.
UUUGCACGUGUGACUGAAGUUUUAUAAUAACGGUAUGGCUUUAAAUAAAGAAAAAGUAAAUGUUUUCAAUAAUACUUCAAACUCCGCUGAAGGGGACGUUUCGAUGGAUUCCGUCGAACUGGUGAGGAGAUGUUCUAAAGAGAACACACCUGAGACUUCAUGGGAUCCAAGUUGUUAUGUUUCAACUCUGGAUAGGAGUAAAGACGAGGGAGAUAUAACCACGCCGUUCGUGAGUAUUAUGGUGACUGAAGCGUCCCCGUCGCAAAGUAUCGAGAACACUUCCACGCAGACGGACCCUUGCGAACUGGCUAUAAACUGCAGAGUUUCUGACGUGAGCUUUUCGUUCUCAAAAGAUGUCAACACACAAGGUUCCACAUCUACCUCUGAGGAAAACUUGCGAACAAAACGACUAAGACGCGAUUCUCACGACAAAGACAUAAUUUUUAGACCUUGGAAACGAACAAAAAAUACAAGUUCUACGCGAUCGCCGAGUUUAAUCAAAGAGGAUAAAACACUCCGGUCCACAGUGUCAUCGAGUCAACUAUCUUCCACAUCGGAUGCCUCGUUUAAGUCAUUGAGCAGUAGUCAAACCUUCAAAGUGAGGAAAAGAAAGCCAAUGUCAGAGUCAAAUUUGUUCAAAGACGCACUCCACAAGUCGAGGAAGAAUAGAAGUUUUAACAAAUCUGGAAACAACACCCCAGGAGGGUCGCCGAGGAGAGAGAGGAGUCACCGCCGAAACGCACCUAAGAGUUGGAAGUUUGUUGAUCUUUGCACAUGGAUUGGCAUGAAGAGUUACGAGUCCAUAACGGGCAUGCUCCGGGAACCUGCGAGAAAGCACGGAUCAGAGCGAGAAGGACGGGAAGACACAGGCAUUCGAGAGGAAGUGAGAGAGCUGCGACUGUACCUGAAAGAGGUUGAGGGACGGCAAGCGCGGCUGUCGUGGGAGAAUGAUGCGCUGCGGGAACAACUACACAAGAUGAACUCCAAAAUUGAACUGAUGGAGGAGAAGUUCCGGUUGCAGCAUCAGACACCGUCCCGUGGACCCUCCGCACCGCCUCCACCACCACCACCACCUCCACCACCGCCUCCCCCACUACCACCAACAUCAGGAACAAAGCUCGGGCGUUCCAACACAAUACCUAGAUGUGGCUCCGCCCCGCUUAGGACGUCUGGGCCUAGGCUUACGAUCACACCAGAGGAUAUAGCUAAUGUUAAAUUAAGGAAGGCGAAGGAUCACCCAGUCCGCACCAAACCCCAAAACCAACCAAAGCAGCCACUGGUGACGCAGAACAUGCUACAAACGACUCGUGCGAAGCUCAGCCGCUCAAAACGACCCGCGGCAUCUACUCCCAACAAAAUACUUAAUGACCUAGAGAAAUGCCUCCUCCAAGACACGUGGGUAUCCUCACUCCACCCACGGCGGUCGAUGCGCGCGUCCUCUCGCAGCGCGGAGGAGCUGCGCCCGCGCCCCUACCCGACCGCGCGCACUUACGCCCCACGUUCCCCUCGCUCCCCCCGCGCCCCAAAGUCGCCACGGGCCAUCUCGCUGCCUCGAGGAGUUUUAUCUCCUCUUAAGUAUCAGUUAACUUUACCGAACUAGUAGAAAUUACUGUAAAUGAAUGUCAAACCGUAAGUGUGAUUUCUCCCAGAUUGAGGAUUAAGUUGGAGAAGUAAUUAAAUAGUCAGCCAAAAAAAUAUAAUUUGGUCAGCAGAAAAAUCAGAUGGCCAGCAAGGGUUAGGUUUAGGUUAGACUUUUCCUUCCUAACCAUUUAUUUCUUCUGCUGGACAAAACAUCAUUAUUUCACAGAUCAGUUAAAUCAUAUCCAUUACCAUACCCCGACACCGAGCCAGCAAAUCUGCAACAGUUGUACGUCAGGGUUAUGACUACUACGAACAAAUUAAAGUAUUAAAAAAAUUCCAGCAAUAAAAAUUCUAUAUUAAUAUUUGAAAGAAAUGCGAAAAAAAACUUGAUUUCAUAAAAUUUUAUAGACAUAUUGAAACGCAUUUAAUAUUGACAUUGACAUGUUCAUUUAUUUUCUUUGAUAACAUAUUCAAUUUGUAUUGGAAGAGGGUCAACCAGGUUCUCAUUCAAUUUUAUUAUAAUAAAGUUUAAGAAAAAUAGUUCAUCAUAAUCGCCAACCCUGACAUAAAACUGUCAUAUGCCACGGUUUUGCUAGUUCCGUUGCGGGGUUUGCCUUUAACUUCCAUUCGAACAUCUUGAAUUCUAAGUUGUACCACAAUCUCAAAAAUCGCAUACGGUAAAUAAUUUUAGGGUGGGAUUGUGCAAUAAAAUUCAUUAAUGAAGGAGCCAAGGUUAUAUUAGAUGGGUCCCUCAUUUCCUUUCGUUGUAGGUACCUACGGGGAAACAUGUAAAUUUUGAAAUACUGCUUUAGACAUCAAUAAAUGCUCUAUGAGUAAUCAAUGUUAGUAAUUAUGAUAAUAUUGAUUGAAGAUUGAUUUUAGAUUAUGUAUCAAUAAAUAUUGACAUAUAGGAAGGAGUCACAAACGUGACUUGUUGAUUUUAAUGAUUGUGAAGAGUAGAGAUUUUCGGUAUAAUAACGAACUGCAUUUCUAUUGCACUGCACUCAUUAAAGUUUAACAUUUUAAUAAGUGCAGUGCAAUAGAAAGUUUAGCACUUUAAUAAGUGCACGCACAAGAAAAAAAUAUGACUCCCUGACUAGAAUUAUUGAGCCUACAAAAUUACUGGCAAACGUAGUGAAGCCGUAAAUCCACAUAUCGCUUUUUCACUUCAUUAUUGUAAUAGAAAAAGAGAUGGGGAUUACUUUGGCUUCUCUUAUUGACAGGUCAGCUUCAUAGAACUAAUAUUCUUGGCUUUAGAAUUCUAAGGCUCCCUGACAUUCUACAUCUUGAUGUAAUUUGUAAUUUGAUUGUACUAAUUUAAAAUCUUUUUGAUGUUUUUAUUCAAUUUAGUAUUUUGUAGAUUAUAAUCUUUAUCUACCUAACGUUGCGACGAUAAUAAAUAUUUAUUGUUAUAUUUUUAUUAAGUCGAUACUUGUAAUUCGCCAUUACCAGUUAAUAUCAUAAUGAAUAUCAUGAUUUAUACAGAUAAUAAAAAUUUACUUUGAUUUUUAAAUCUGCUUGUUGAUAAUAAUCAUACAUCGAAAUGUGAUAUACUCUGGCAAGCCAACUUCAUCAAGUCAAAAACAGCGCGAAAUUAAAAAUGUUAUAUGUGAGGACAUAUCCGUCACGCCUACAUUUUUUUUAAAUUUGCCGCCUUUUUGACAAAGCUGGCUAGCCAGACAUACCUUUUGAAAUAAACCAUCAAAUUAAAAAAAAAGUAUCCCCGACAUCCCCGUACAAUAGGAUUAAAUAGGAUGCUGCUUAUUUCAUUGAAGUCAUAAUUUUCGUAGUCUCUUCCAAUAAAAAACAAAUUUAGAUUUUA